CUGGAACAGUUUUCUUCACUUGAAACAGAAUGGCCAAAAAAUAUGAAGGACCUGCCAUUGGAAUCGACCUUGGCACGACCUAUUCAUGCGUAGCAGUUUGGCAGCAGCGUAACAAUCGAGCUGAGAUCAUCCACAAUGAUCAAGGCAAUAGAACCACACCUUCUGUUGUAGCUUUCACUGAUUCACUAAGGUUAAUUGGUAAUGCUGCUAAAAAUCAGGCUGCCUCAAACCCAACCAACACUAUCUUCGAUGCGAAGAGGUUAAUUGGAAGGAAAUUCAGUGAUUCCAUUAUUCGGAAAGAUAUAAAGUUGUGGCCCUUUAAGGUCAUUCCUGGAGCUGAUGACAAUCCCAAGAUCCUUGUUAAGUACAAGGGCAAAGAGAAGUGCUUUGUUGCUGAGGAAAUAUCGUCUAUGAUCCUCUCAAAGAUGCAGGAGAUUGCAGAGAAAUUUUUGGAGUUACCCGUAAAGAAUGCAGUGAUCACAGUGCCAGCUUAUUUCAAUGAUUCUCAGCGAAAAGCCACCAAAGAUGCCGGCAUUAUUGCUGGCCUCAAUGUAAUGCGGAUAAUCAAUGAACCAACUGCUGCUGCACUUGCAUAUGGAAUUCAAAAGAGAGGUAAUUUUGUUGUUGGAAAGCGAAAUGUAUUCAUCUUUGAUCUUGGUGGUGGCACCUUUGAUGUGUCUCUUCUCACACUUAAGGAUGAUAGUUUUGAAGUAAAGGCCACUGCUGGUGAUACUCACCUAGGAGGAGAGGACUUCGAUAAUAAAAUGGUGAGCCACUUUGUGAAUGAGUUGAAGAGGAAGAACAAUGUGGACAUUAGUUUGAACCCAAAAGCUUUAAGGAAGCUGAGAACUGCUUGUGAGAGGGCAAAGAGGGCACUUUCAUAUGACAUUGAGGCCACAAUUGACAUAGAUGCUAUAUGUCAGGGUAUUGACUUCUGCUCAUCAAUUACUCGGGCGAAAUUUGAGCGACUCAACAUGGACCUCUUUGAAAAAUGUAUGGAGAUUGUUCGGAGUUGUCUACGUGAUGCUUACAUGGACCAGAGUAUGGUACAUGAAAUUGUCCUUGUUGGAGGUUCAUCUAGAAUUCCCAAAGUGCGGAAACUAUUGCAAGACUUUUUCAAGGGUAGGGAUUUGUGCAUGAGCAUAAACCCUGACGAGGCUGUUGCUUAUGGUGCAGCUGUGCAGGCUGCUUUGUUGAUUGAUGGCAUUAAGAAUGUUCCAAAUUUGGUCUUGCGAGAUAUUACACCCUUGUCGCUUGGUAUAUGGACAAAAGGAGAUGUCAUGAGUGUAGUGAUUCCUAAGAACACUCCAAUUCCUAUUAAGAUGACUGAGGAUAGAUGUAAGACAAGUGUAGAUAACCAACUUGGUGUAUCCAUCCAUGUUUAUGAGGGUGAGAGAAUAAAAGCCAGUGAGAACAACUUGUUGGGUUUGUUUCGUCUCUUUGUUCCUCCUGCUCCCCGUGGCCUUUGCAUCAAAGUAUGUUUUGCUAUCGAUGCAGAUGGUAUAUUAAAUGUCACUGCUGAGGAAGAAACAACUGGAAAUAAGAGUGAGAUCACAAUAACAAAUGAUAAUAGAAGACUUUCAACUCAAGAAAUUGAGCGAAUGAUCCAAGAAGCUGAGAAAUUCAAGGUUGAAGAUAUGAAGUUUCAAGAGAAAGCUAGAGCGGUAAAUGCUUUGGAAGAUUAUCUUUACAAAACGAGUAAAGUAAUGGAGGAUAACAGUGUUAGUUCCAUGCUGGCUCCUGCAGACAAAAUGAAGAUCGAUUCUGCGAUUAUGAAUGGAAAGAGUUUGAUUGAUAAUCAUGGCAACCAGCACAAUGAAACAUACGUGUUUGUAGACUUUUUAAAGGAGCUUGAAAUCAUCUUUGAAUCCUCGUUGAAUAAAAUAAACAAAGGUUUCAAGAGAAAGUUUGAGCAAUGAAUUUACAGCAUGAGUUAAGUAAUGAAGGAUAACAGUGUUAGUUCCAUAUCGACUCUUGGAGACAAAGUAGUGCAAAAAGAAACAUGUGUUUAUGGACUUUAUGAAGGAGCUUGAAAG
This is a messenger RNA of Medicago truncatula (barrel medic), 2036 nucleotides long. Its product is annotated as heat shock cognate 70 kDa protein. Gene Ontology annotation, molecular function: ATP binding; ATP-dependent protein folding chaperone. Lineage: Eukaryota; Viridiplantae; Streptophyta; Magnoliopsida; Fabales; Fabaceae. The record is from RefSeq and is a predicted model, not a curated record. Bases 30 to 1919 code for a protein of 629 amino acids. The transcript is spliced from 2 exons.